AUGUCGACCCAAGUACAGGCUUUGUAUGACUUUACUGGUGAACCAGGCACAACCGAGAUGUCUAUCACCUCUGGAGAAAUACUAACACUUAUAAAUACAGAUAUAGGAGAAGGCUGGUGGGAGGGGAGAAAUUCCAGAGGUGAAACUGGUUUGUUUCCCGCUGCAUAUGUGAGGAAAGUCACACCAGAUGAGUCUGCACCCACGAAAAUGGCGCCUCCAGCACCAAGAUACGAUCAAGCUGCAGAUGAUUGGGGAGAUCACCAAUACAGUGCUGGCGACAAUAAUUACCAAAGGGCGGCUUCACAUGAUGAGGGCUGGGAUGAUGAUUGGGAGGAUGACACAUAUUCAGAAAUUGGACCUGGCCCACAGCAAUCAAAGCAGGCAGUGAAUCAACCGCUUACACCAUUACCGGGAAUGCCAAUUAGUGAUCUUAACCAUCAAAUAGAUGACAACUCAUCCACCUUUGGCUCAUCGGUUGGCACAGUGAGAAAAAAUAAAUUUGCACCUUCAUCUAAAGUCAGCGGUGAGAGUUACCUUUUAGGUACUUUGAAUGUUGAAGUACCAGAUUCAGAUAAAAUAUACAUAGAACAAGAAGGGGAUGCAUAUAUUUGGUCGCCCAUACCACAACCAUAUAAUGUAACUGUUGCAUCACCAAAAAAGGAAUCCAAAUUUAAAGGUAUUAAGAGCUUCAUAGCAUAUCAAUUGACUCCCUCCUUCAAUAAUAUUCAAGUAUCCAGAAGAUAUAAGCAUUUUGAUUGGCUUCACGAGAGAUUGCAGGAGAAAUUCACACUCAUUCCAAUCCCACCUUUACCUGACAAACAGAUCUCUGGAAGAUAUGAUGAACAAUUGAUUGAGAGGAGAAGAGUUCAGUUACAGGAGUUUGUGGAUUGGAUGUGUAAGCAUCCUGUACUAUCCAGAUCGGAAGUGUGGCAACAUUUCCUAACUUGCACAGAUGAGAAACGUUGGAAGGCUGGUAAAAGACAAGCAGAGAGAGAUAAUUUAUUAGGACUAAACUACUGUAUAUCGUUAGUUGUACCUGAAAAAGCUUUACUUCAAUCACAAGUAGACCACAUCACCGAACAAUGCCACAUUUUCAUGAAUAGCAUGGAUAGUUCUGUUAAAUCUCUGACAAAUAUGUGUAUAGCACAAACAAAGCGAUUCCAAGGGCCUUACAAGAGUGAUUGUCAAAAAGUAGGAGAGGCUUUUUAUAACUUAGGAAAUGCGCUAAGUUUAGAUGAAGGCACAAUAGUUUCUACUUCAAAACUAACUUCAGCUAUCAAAAUGGCUGGCGGGGCCUACAUUGAAAUAGGCAGAAUGUAUGAGGAACAACCAAAAUAUGACUUUGAACCACUUGGUGAUAAAUUUCACCUUUACAAAGGUAUAGUUGGAUCAUUUCCUGAUGUAUUAGCAAAUCACAAAGCAGCUGUUCAGAAGAAAAAAGAGUGUGAGCGAUUAAGGGCUGAAAAUAAAAUGGAAAGGGAACAAUUAAAUGAAGUGUUUAGAAGAAACAAUGUUAUAUCAUAUGCCCUUCUUGCCGAAAUAAACCACUUCAAGUCAGAGAGGACGGUUGAUUUAAAUGCAACAAUGCAGAAAUUUCUGAAGCAGCAAAUAACGUUUUAUAAGAAGGUAGUUGAAAAAUUGGAAGUAACUCUACAACACUUUGAACAGUAG
Messenger RNA from Danaus chrysippus (African queen), 1671 nucleotides. The record is from the annotation of a GenBank genome assembly. Lineage: Eukaryota; Metazoa; Arthropoda; Insecta; Lepidoptera; Nymphalidae.